Messenger RNA from Penicillium coprophilum, 1446 nucleotides. RefSeq lists its product as uncharacterized. The transcript has 5 exons. Lineage: Eukaryota; Fungi; Ascomycota; Eurotiomycetes; Eurotiales; Aspergillaceae. The coding region runs from base 1 to 1446 and encodes 481 amino acids. Gene Ontology annotation, biological process: transmembrane transport. The record is from RefSeq and is a predicted model, not a curated record. Gene Ontology annotation, molecular function: transmembrane transporter activity.
AUGAGAGCCGCAUCAAACCACCAAGAACCAUGGGGCCUUCGAUGGCGAUCAUCCACUUAUUUCAUUGUCGCGACAAUGGCAGUGGCCAUGCUCACGGACAUGUAUCUGUAUGGAUUUCUCGUUCCAAUUCUUCCGUUCGUGCUCGAGCAUCGAUUGGGACUCGAUGACUCGCUCACACAGCGCAUAAGCACCGCGCUGCUAUCUCAGAGCGCGCUCGUCAUGGUCGUGGCAAGUCCCCUGAUCGGGUCUCAUGCUGAUCGCUCGGGCGCAAAGCGUGGCUGGCUACUCUUCGGACUUGCCGGCGCAUUGUUGGGCUCUUUGAUAAUCGCCCUGGCGACUUCAUUGUUCACUCUCUUUGCCGGGCGCCUUAUACAGUCCGUUGCAAGCACUGGUCUCUGGGUGGUCGGAUUUGCUACCCUGGCGGACAACGUUCCUGCCGACCAGCUGGGCAGAAUGUAUGGAUUCGUGACUGUUGCGAUUGGUGUAGGAACGUCGGGCGGACCACUCGUGGCGGGUGUUCUGUUCGAUCUCGGCGGGUAUUGGGUAGCUUGGUCGAGUGUUCUUUUCAUUAUUGUAUUUGAUGUGAUACUGCGAUGCCUGAUGCUAGAGCGACCACGUGGGACCGAAACUAUUCGAUCGCAAUCAACCGAGCCGGGACAAGAUCCCGAGAGGGAGGUACUUCUGCCACCAUCGCAUGAUGCCGAACAGGUAAGCAAUCAGGCCGUAUCGGAGAAAACAGGCAUCCACUUCUAUAUAUGCAUGUGUAAGAACGGUCGCUUCGUUGGUGGGGUGGUUAGUUAUUUUUGCUACGCCGUUCUGACCGCCAGCUUUGACACGACUCUUCCUCUCCAUGUGCGUGAUACUUUUCACUGGGGAAGUCUCCCCGCGGGUUUGUUAUUUGCAGCUUUCCAGGGUCCCGCAGUGUUCUUUAGUGUUCCUGUCGGCUGGCUGAAGGAUCGGGUGGGGACGCGAUACCCGACCACGAUAGGCUUUGCUCUUUUGGUACCUUUAAUGUGGCUUAUCGGUGUUCCUGGGGACGAACGGUUCCCCUGGGCAUGCCAAGAGAAUGUUGGUUCGAUUAUAUACAGCGCUGCUGUAACUGGGGUUGGGAUUGUGGUAUGUCUGCUCAACGGGGUGGGCAUGAUGGAAGCGACUCAAGCUGUUGAUGAAAUCCAAGCAGAGACGCCUGGAAUCUUUGGUCCAAAUGGUGGGUAUUCUAGGGCAAUAUCAGUCUCGAGUAUCAGUUGGACACUGGGAAUGUUUGUUGGGCCAAUUCUCUCGGGAUACGGGACGGAAAAAAUCGGAUACUAUGGAAUGAAUUGUGUAUUGGUGGCCAGCGGGGAUAUGCGGACUUUGUUCUUUCACCGCCUUCUGGAAUUUAAAAUCAUCCGUGCCCCAGCGGGCAAGUUAGAUGAAUCGAAAAGGAAGAUAUCUGGUGGAGAUUAG